AUGGGCCUGGCAGCCAAUGUGCAGCUCCAGAUCGACGUUGCUCUAUCCCUUAAAUCAUUGAACGUCAAACAGGGUAGCAGCAACUCCCAUCUUUUAACUUCUUUUGCUGGCUGUUCAUCUCCGCAUCUUGCCACACCAUUGGGGAACUACAGUGAUGGGGAUAAUGUAACUUUCUACUGCACAAACCAAACCACACAACCUCCACUAGAAACCGCCACAUGCCGCGAUGGAACAUGGGAACCUUCUUUUGAAUGCUUCGAAGAAGAACAAACUGACAUUGUCACUGAGUUUGUGAGCAUUGUUUCAGAUCAAACUAGUCAACCAACCAAAGAUUCAGUUCAUGGUACCAUCGGAGUUAUGAAAGCAGAAAGGGGGACAACUAUACCAAGUAACACAAAAGGUGAAUCAAGUCUAGAAACUGAAUUGAAUACUGGAUUUCAAACAUAUACUGUAACAGAAGUCCAUUCUCAAACGAGACCUUCCACAUCACCUACAACUAUCGUCACUGAUAUUGCCAGAUCAACUCAUAUUCAAGAAGUCUUAUCGACUGAAAUGGACUCGCAACAAAUAACCACACGUGAAUCAUUGGGAAUACAAGACACCGCACAUCCUACUGACGUUGUCACUAAGUUUGUGAGCAUUGUUUCAGAUCAAACUAGUCAACCAACCAAAGAUUCAUCAGUUGAUGGUACCAUCGGAGAUAAUAUAGGAGAAAGAGGGACAACUAUCCAAAGUAAAACAGAAAGCGAAUUAAGUCUUGGAACUGAUUGGGACACUGAAUAUCAAACAUAUACUGUAAUGGAAGUCCAAUCCCAAACACCAUCUUCCACAUCACCUACAUCAAAAAUCAUGUCCACUGCAACCGAUGGUGAUCUGAGGAGCACUGACCAAUCCCUAGAUCUUUUAUCUUCAUUUCUAAGAACAGAACAAGCUACUGAGAUGCUUAAUAGUGAGGAUGGUGUAAGAGCUAAUGCACAACAGGUAGCGACUGUACCACAAAUUACACUUAGAUCGGGACCUCAUACGACUUUAGCCACCGAAAAUUGUACUGGCGUCUCAACCCAUAUUCUGAUGUCGAGCAUAUCAGAUGAUUCAAGCUCGGUGGAUAUUAAAGUGACAGACGUAGAAUUUGAUGAAAAAACGGCUUUCAUUUCUGAAUUAACAACGGGAGUUUGGCCGGAACGGUCAUCAUCUAUACCAAUUGGAUCAAUACGAGGGACGACAGAUAUCGUCACAGAAAUUACAAGACGAACUUAUAUUCAAGAAUUCAUAUCGACUGAAAUGGACUCACAACAAAUAAAUACAGAUGAAGCACUGGGAAUACAAGACAUCACAGUUCCUACUGACGUUGUCACUGAGUUUGUGAGCAUUGUUUCAGAUCAAACUAGUCAACCGACCGAAGAUUCAGUUCAUGGUACCAUCGGAUAUAUUAAAGCAGAAAGGGGGACAACUAUCCAUAGUAAAACAGAAAGCAAAUUAAGUCUGGGAACUGAUUGGGAUACUGAAUAUCAAACAUAUACUGUAACAGACGUCCAAUCUCCAAAGUCAUCUUCCACAUCACCUAAAACCAUUGUCACUGAUGUUGCCAGAGCAACUCAUAUUCAAGAACUCUUAUCGACUGAAAUGGACUCGCAACAAACAACUACAGAUGAGGCAUUGGGAAUACAAGACAUCACUCUUCCUACUGACGUUGUCACUGAGGUUGUGAGCGUUGUUUCAGAUCAAACUAGUCAACCAACCAAAGAUUCAGUUGAUGGUACCAUCGGACAUAAUAUAGGGGAAAGGGGGACAACAAUUCAAAGUAAAACAGAAAGCAAAUUGAGUCUUGGAACUGAUUGGGACACUGAAUAUCAAACAUAUACUGUAACAGACGUCCAAUCUCCAAAGCCAUCUUCCACAUCACCUAAAACCAUUGUCACUGAUGUUGCCAGAGCAACUCAUAUUCAAGAACUCUUAUCGACUGAAAUGGACUCGCAACAAACAACUACAGAUGAGGCAUUGGGAAUACAAGACAUCAAUCUUCCUACUGACGUUGUCACUGAGUUUGUGAGCGCUGUUUCAGAUCAAACUAGUCAACCAACCAAAGAUUCACCAGUUGAUGGUACCAUCGGACAUAAUAUAGGGGAAAGGGGGACAACAAUUCAAAGUAAAACAGAAAGCGAAUUGAGUCUUGGAACUAAUUGGGACACUGAAUAUCAAACAUAUACUGUAACAGACGUCCAAUCUCCAAAGCCAUCUUCCACAUCACCUAAAACCGUUGUCAAUGAUAUUGCCAGACCAACUCAUAUUCAAGAACUCGUAUCGACUGAAAUGGACUCACAACAAAUAACUACAGAUGACGCAUUCGGAAUAAAAGACAUCACACUUCCUACUGACGUUGUCACUGAGUUUGUGAGCAUUGUUUUAGAUCAAACUAGUCAACCGACCAAAGAUUCACCAUUUGAUGGUACCAUCGGAGAUAGUAUAGCAGAAAAGGGGACAACUAUCCAUAGUAAAACAGAAAGCGAAUUAAGUCUAAGGACUGAUUGGGACACUGAAUAUCAAACAUAUACUGUAACAGACGUCCAAUCUCCAAAGCCAUCUUCCACAUUACCUAAAACCAUUGUCACUGAUGUUGCCAGAGCAACUCAUAUUCAAGAACUCUUAUCGACUGAAAUGGACUCGCAACAAAUAAAUACAGAUGAUGCAUUGGGAAUACAAGACAUCACAUUUCCUACUGACGUUGUCACUGAGUUUUUGAGCAUUGUUUUAGUUCAAACUAGUCAACCGACUAAAGAUUCACCAGUUGAUGGUACCAUCGGAGAUAAUAUAGGACAAAGUGGGACAACUAUCCAAAGUAAAACAGAAAGCGAAUUAAGUCUAGGGACUGAAUGGGACACUGAAUUGCAAACAUAUAGUGUAACAGACGUCCAAUCUCCAAAGCCAUCUUCCACAUCACCUAAAACCAUUGUCACUGAUGUUGCCAGAGCAACUCAUAUUCAAGAACUCUUAUCGACUGAAAUGGACUCGCAACAAACAACUACAGAUGAGGCAUUGGGAAUACAAGAAAUCACUCUUCCUACUGACGUUGUCACUGAGUUUGUGAGCGUUGUUUUAGAUCAAACUAGUCAACCAACCAAAGAUUCAGUUGAUGGUACCAUCAGAGAUAAUAUAGGGGAAAGGGGGACAACAAUUCAAAGUAAAACAGAAAGCGAAUUGAGUCUUGGAACUGAUUGGGACACUGAAUAUCAAACAUUUAUUGUAACGGAAGUCCAAUCCCUUACACCAUCUUCCACAUUACCUACAACUAAAAUUACGUCCACUGCAAUCGUUGGUGAUCCGAGGAGCACCGACCAAUCCCAAGAAGGGACAUCCCAAUUUCUAAGAACAGAACAAGCUACCACAAUAAUUCGUAGUGAGGAAUAUCAAAACACAAAGACAGAGAAAGCAACCACCCAGAAAGAUGAUACAGUAAGAACAGAAAUAGUCACAACCUUUGUAACUGGUUUUUCGACACAUAUUUUAUCUUCCAGUAGAUCUGAUAUCACAAUAAUAGGUGAUAUUGUAAAAAACACUGAAGUCGUCGACCCAACAACACCCCUUUCUAAAUCACCAACGCAGACUGGGAUGGAUAUGCCUUCCUCUACAAUAACCGGAAGAGUACAGGAAGCAACAGAUGUUGUCAUUGGCUCUGACGGACCAACCUAUAUAUCGACUGAAUUAGAUAUCCAGCAACGAACUACGGAUGGAUCAAUAAUAAUGCAAGGCACAAAACUUUCUGACAUUGUCACAGACUUAAUGACUACUAGAAUAACUUUUAAUGAUACGAGACAACAAGUAAAAGAAUCCAUCGAUAUGAUUACUGUCGGAGUGGAAACGGAAAUCCCAACUGAAAGCAUUUCAACUGCAAUCGACGGAUAUCCGAAGAGCACUGACCAAUCCUCUGAUAUGAAAUCUAGUUUUCUAGGAACAGAAACACCUGUAUCAAUGCCUACUACUAAGGGAAAACCUGGCGCUAAGACAGAGGGGAUAUUGACAGAAAUCUCCGAUACACCAACAUUGGAGGGAGAUGGAGACUUAACUACUGAAAUCAUAACAGGUAUCUCUACCCAGAUCAUCAUGACACGCGAAUCAGAUGGCUUAAAUCCAUGGGAUACAACAACGCCUUUGCCCUCCAAAUCAUCUACAAACACGGGUAUUGAUUUACCCACAUUUAAAUUCGAGUCGGUAGUUACGGAAAAGUCAGAUAUUGUCAGUGACAGUCUCGAAAUAACUGAAACGGAAAAAGAAAUUUCCCAAGAUAUGGACUUUGAAAGCACAGCCACAUACAAGCCAUUUGAGAUGACUGAUACAACAUACUCUACCCUCUCUAUCACACACGAUUUGGCUUCUAUUUUAGAGAGAACAGUAGGACAUACCAAGAAACAAUAUCCUGAACAUACCUUCCCAAUUGGAACGCCUACCGACAGAAGCGUAACAGAAGACGAGUGGUACACUGAAACCAUUACGUACAGUAUUGAAGGAAAAGAAUCGUCGAGGGACAUAGGCCAAACACCAGCUCCAACAGAGACAGACACAACUGUUGUAGCCACUGAUAAGCAGUUUAUACUCACUGCACAUGAUGAUUCGACGGCUUUAGAUAGAAAGGAUAGUAUCACAUUCACGCUAGAGACAGAUCAGACUACUUUAACUGGAAAAAUCAGAAGUGAAGACGCAGCUGAAGCAACAUCAUCGAUGGCGACAGAAGAUGUCACCGUCAUUGACUCAAUGGAUGCAAUAACAUCUGAUGUUUCUGAGUUUUCUGCACUCGUGGAUGAUGCAACAUCUGUGCGAAUAGUAACAGAUGAAGUCAGAACACCGACUUACAAAGAAUACGAUGACAUAGAAGUGACCUAUGAGCAGAAGUCGACUUCCGGAAUCACUGAACAUCAUCCAGAGACCACGGAUAUUUCCCAAAAGGGAACAGGAACUAUUGUUAUAUCAGAACUUGUGUCUAGCAUUUUAAGCGAGGCACCAAGCAUUUCGACAAAUGCUAGUAUGGUAAGUGAACGUAUGUUAAAAUCAACUCGCCCAACUUACGAUGUAACCACUAUUUCCGAGGAUGACUCUAGAACAGACAUUUUACUUACAGAAAGGGGUGAUACAGAGCCGAUAUCAAACGCCUCAACAAAUCUUAUUGAUUCAACAGUCACUAUUGAAUUUGAAACGGCUAUAGUGACCCUAGAAGACCCUGAUAUGCUACAGAAAGAAAUAUCAACAACAAGAAUGGUUCGUCAGUCAGACAGGGUAACCAAAAAAAUUGAUAGAAUUACGUCUCGGGAAGUAACCGCUAACGACCCUUUUAUUGUAUCGUCUGAGACAGUAGAAACAACAUUUGAAUUUGACACGACAUUCAAACCUGAAUUGGGUAGAACCGAUUUCAUGACUACCAUUGUUUAUCCACAAAGUCCCUCUACACUUGCCACAAUAGGGAAGGACACACCAGAAACAAUGAGUACAGAUCAAGCACCCGAAGGUCUUAUUUCAGACUUUGCCAGUUCAUAUAGUACGAUGUUUAAAACCAGACCACCGACUUCUGGUGAGAAUUUACAUUCAACUGCAGAAUUUGCAGAAGGAAAAACGACUCCAAUGUUUUCUCAAGCGGAAACCGUCGUCAUUAAAACCGAGCCCACCGAUCCAACACAACGAAGUUCAACAGAUCCAGUUACGCCACAGUCUCCAACUAUUUUUAGUCCGUCUGUUUCAGAUGAAUUAAUAUCUGUUACGUUAGACAUAACAGGGCACAUCAUCGACGAUUUAGGUGACGAAAUGACUACAGAAUCGUGGCAUGGCACUGGCAUUACUUUAGCGACACACACUGAUAAUCCAUUCUCCACAUUGCGAACAACUGAGGAAAAAACAGAUGGGAAAACGACUUCAGCACUUUCUGAAGCGGAAACUAUCGUCACCAAAACCGAAUCCACCGCUCCAACACAAGGAAGUACAGCUGUUUCAGUUACGCCACAGUCACCAACUAUUCUUAGUCUGUCUGUUUCAGAUGAAUUAAUAUCUGUUAGGCCUACAAUAGACACAGCUACAGGGGACAUCACAUACGAUAGUGGCGAGGACAUAACUAUAGAAUCUUGGCAUGGCAUUGAAAUUACCACAGCAGCACCCACGGAGAAUCCAUUCACCCUAACGGAAGGAAGAGCGAUUCCUUCAUUUUCUGAUGUAUCUGAUAUUAUAACCCGUAUUGUAAAAGAAGAAAUAACAGAAGGGGUGACAACCGUGAUUAUUUCAACUGAGGAUAUUAUGACAGCUUCUUCAAUUAACACAACGCCCACUAAUAUAAUGGCUCCUCUUACUACGACACCAACGAGAGCUGAAAUAUCUUCAUCUCAGGAAACUCCUGUUGUUCACACAUCCGAGGUCCGCACCGAUAAACCCAGCGGUGACGAGGAGGCAACAAGUACAUCCACACCAGAAGCUAGAACAUAUCCGAAUACAUUAUCCACUGAGGGUAUAACUGUUGCCCCAAUUACUCAAGAAAUACACACCGUGAGUGAAGAUACAGUAAAACCUCAAAGAAUUACCACAGUCGAAGCAAGCACAUAUGCAUCAACGACUGUAAUGUCUACAUCCUCCCCGAAAUUUCCAGCGACAACAAGACCCGUUUCAACAUCACCUGCCUUUGGAUUUUAUACAACCACACCGUCUGGAAGUACAACGGAAGCAGGCUUCAAAACCACCACGACUGCACCUUCAAGACUACCUUCCACUAGAGAUACUUCAUUUGCGCCAACUGAUCUGAAAUCCGAUUCACCCACAAUUACCAGAAAAUCUUGGUGUGAUGUGAAAUGCCAAGGAGCGAAUGAAAUUUGCAUAUAUUCUGAUGAAGGCUACUCCUGUAGAUGUAUUGAUGGCCAUGAACGGGUGGAUGACGUCUGCAGUGAGGUAUACACAUUCAAGGCUGACGUUAAGAUAGUCUUGAUUAAGGGAAGGGAGGCCAUAUUUACACCAGAACUAACCAUCUCAUCAUCGACUUACUUCAAGGAGCUCGAGACAGAAUUUUGUAAAGCGAUGGAACUUACGUAUAAAACAUACAUUGAAUAUACAUCGUCAUUCUACCAUUGUGACAUCAUUAACUUCCGACCCGGAAGUAUAAUCGUGGAAUAUAUGGUUAGCUUUACGUCACCUUCCGUCAACGAGGCAAUGCUUAUGAACGAGACAUUGGUUUACUUGGUAAAUAAUAACGGGACAUUUCCUCGAGAGAUAAGUCUUGCAUCAUCUAUCGUAGAAUAUGGACCCGCCAAUGAAUGUCUCCUUAACUUAUCCGACUGUGAUCCAGCAGCCAAAUGCAUCGAUAGAGGAUCAGCAAAAUUUACCUGUAGAUGUUCUUCUGGCUACGAUGACCUCUAUGAGAAACAGCUUCCGGGUCGCUAUUGCAGUGUUACGCAUCUUCCACCAUAUAUGCUUGCAACUUGGGUCAAAGUCGUUAUCAUCCUUGGAACCAUCGUCAUCAUCAUCUUCAUCGUUCUCCUCGCCCUAUGCACGAUGGGGAGAAGGAUGAGAGGAAGGCGAUCUGAAGAUUACACCGCUGGACACUCAGAGGCGGGGUCUACCACGUUGCUAGGAUACGGUUAUCGCAAGACGAACGACGUGGAAGGUAUUUCUUACAUUAGUCGUCAUAGCACCCUGGAGAAAAGAGAAGCAUCUUUGGUUGAGGUCCAUCAUGAAGAAGAAAUGACCGAAUCUCCUCGAUCUCAAACGGACUCUGGGGUCAUUCGGACGGGUAUCCGGCCGUAUGAAUGCGAGGAGGUUCUCGUAUCGAAGGAGAUGGACACAGAAUUGCAAGCGAGGAUGGACAAUAUUGGUCGAUUUCUGAAACACUCUGCUCCAUUGAAUGAUUCACUUGGCGCCAGAAUUGAUUAUUCGCUAAUGUAUAUUCCCGAAGCUCCGACGAUUCCCUUAAACCAAAGAAGGCGAUCUGCAGAACAGCCAACAGAAGAAUUUCUGGACUCAUUACCGCAGACGUAUCUUUGAAGGGGACACGAUUCACCCAGUGAAUGUACCCAGGAUACCGCUUGUGGAAUAACGGAUUAAAAUUUCGUUGCAAUCUGAAAGUAUUUCACCCAGAUCAUGUUACCGGAUCAUACGGCAUGUUACAGCGUCGGAUGUUCGUACGCCAAUAAGGAGAUUUCGCAUUUACUACGGAGACACUCUCUACAACCCAUCGAUUCCUUUGACAAUGCACUUUAAAUUACAAUGGAAAGCUGACAGGCUUUUGUCGAAAGUUGGUAGAUAGGGGCAGCAGAUCAUCCGAAGAUUCGCACCAGACCAAAAAUUGCAAAUAUUUCGUCCAAAGUCAAGAGAUUUCGAUGCACUGGUCCACCAACUUUCGACAAAAACCUCUCAGCGCUCCAUUGUGAUUU
Molecule: messenger RNA, 8390 nt
Organism: Lytechinus pictus (painted urchin)
Lineage: Eukaryota; Metazoa; Echinodermata; Echinoidea; Temnopleuroida; Toxopneustidae
Product: mucin-2-like
Exons: 12
Coding region: 1-8001 (2666 amino acids)
Source: RefSeq, a predicted model, not a curated record